Helianthus annuus (common sunflower) is the source of this 2062-nucleotide messenger RNA. RefSeq names its product laccase-7. Gene Ontology annotation, cellular component: apoplast. Bases 153 to 1862 code for a protein of 569 amino acids. Gene Ontology annotation, biological process: lignin catabolic process. Gene Ontology annotation, molecular function: hydroquinone:oxygen oxidoreductase activity; copper ion binding. NCBI's taxonomy places the organism in Eukaryota, Viridiplantae, Streptophyta, Magnoliopsida, Asterales, Asteraceae. The transcript has 6 exons. The record is from RefSeq and is a predicted model, not a curated record.
AUGUAACCAGCCACAACUUAAUCUUCUUUACCUUCUCUCUCUCUAUAUAUAUGUACAUAUAUAUAUAGAUAUCUGAUCACAUAUACAACCAACACAUUCAGAAAUCUUUCCAAACUUCUGCACGUAUAGUAUUGUUUUAUUGUUGUUCCACGAUGGUACGAAGCUCAUUCUUCGCGGUUGGAUUGGUGCUAGCAUUUUUCGCUUUGUCUUGUUCGCCAGCGUUUGGUUAUAUCGUGGAGACAACAUUUCAUGUUGCGAAUCUUACAGUGAAUCGGUUAUGUAAAAAUCAAGUCAUUACGGCAGUCAAUGGUACCCUUCCGGGGCCGGCUUUAACGGUUAGGGAGGGUGAUACCGUUAUUGUUCAUGUGAUUAACGACUCUCCAUACAACGUUACUAUUCACUGGCAUGGGGUUUUCCAGAGGUCAACUCAAUGGGCGGAUGGCCCCGAAUUCGUCACUCAAUGCCCGAUCAGGCCAGGCGGUAACUAUACUUACAGGUUCAAUCUCAGGGGACAAGUGGGCACACUUUGGUGGCACGCACACUCGCAAUGGCUCCGAGCAACCGUCCAUGGUGCUCUCAUCAUCCGCCCUCGACUUUGGCAAAAGUACCCUUUUGCUAAACCCGAUCUUGAAGAUACAAUUAUGUUAGGAGAAUGGUGGAAUGCUGACCCGAACGAUGUUGAGAACGCAGCACUAGCCGAUGGAAGCGCCCCUGCUAAUGCUGAUGCUUAUACCAUCAAUGGGUGGCCUGGUGAUUUGUUUAACUCGUGCAUCUCAAACAACACGUAUAGGUUGAACGUGAAACCAGGAAAAACAACUUUGUUGCGAAUAAUCAACGUUGCACUCAAUAACCAAUUCUUCUUCAAGAUAGCGAACCACAGCUUUACAGUGGUCGCAAUCGAUGCAGCCUACACGAACCCAUACAAGACGGACGUCAUCGUCAUUGGUCCCGGUCAGACCACCGAUGUCCUAAUAACCACAAACCAGUCACCAGGAUUAUAUUACAUGGCGGCGCAUCCAUAUGUCAGUGCGGUACUUCCUAUACUCAAUACGAACAUCACCACCGCAAUCCUUGCUUACCCGAACACGACCCAAACAAGGCCAAUACUUCCUAACCUACCCGCUUUCAACGAUACACCAACGGCCCAUAGAUUUUUAACCAAUCUAACGGCACUUACCACGAGCCCGUUUUGGUCACCGGUUCCACGAACAGUCGAUGAGAACAUGUUUAUAACCUUUGGGCUUGGGUUAUCAGAUUGCGGUGCCAACCUAUCAUGUGGAGGGCUAUUUUUUGAAAGAAUGGCCGCAAGCAUGAACAAUCGAUCGUUUGUUUUGCCCACAGGCGUGUCUCUUUUAGAAGCUUUUUACCGAAACAUUAGUGGGGUAUACACUACUGAUUUCCCCGAUCAACCGCCUCUGAUAUUCGAUUACACGAACAUCAGCAACAGUUUCGAUCAAAAUCUUUUGAUGACACCCAAAUCAACAAGUCUUAAGAGAUUAAGGUUUAAUUCCACUGUGCAAAUAGUGCUUCAGAACACAGCCUUGAUCGGUAUUGAAAAUCACCCCAUGCAUCUGCAUGGGUUUAACUUCUAUGUGUUGGCUCAAGGGUUCGGGAACUAUGAUGCUGCGACUGCCACUAGUAGUUUUAAUUUGGUUAACCCACAAGAACGAAACACGCUUGGAGUCCCUGUUGGCGGCUGGGCUGUCAUUAGAUUCAGAGCAAAUAAUCCAGGUGUGUGGUUCUUUCACUGUCAUUUGGAAGUGCAUUUGCCAUGGGGUUUGGGCAUGGCAUUCUUGGUGGAGAACGGCGGUACACCGGAGUCAACGCUGCCACCACCACCGGCAGACUUUCCUCAAUGCUAGAAAGAAACGUUGAGACAAGCAUAGUUCACAUGUUAACAAGAGGAUUUGCAGCAUAUACAUGCAAGUAUGAUUUAUAAUGUGUAAUUUAAUAUAACAAAUGUAAUAUAAUAAAUGUAACCUUUUGGAUUAUAUUUUUAUUUUGCAUUCAUGGUUUGUAUUUUUUUUUCUUUGAAAUAUAAUAAAUGUACCCUUUUGGAUUA